Molecule: messenger RNA, 1698 nt
Organism: Carcharodon carcharias (great white shark)
Lineage: Eukaryota; Metazoa; Chordata; Chondrichthyes; Lamniformes; Lamnidae
Product: pepsin A-like
Exons: 9
Coding region: 225-1403 (392 amino acids)
Biological process (GO): proteolysis
Molecular function (GO): aspartic-type endopeptidase activity
Source: RefSeq, a predicted model, not a curated record
AGGUCACUUAAUUUGGCAGCAAUAUCUGCUUCUCCAACAAGGUCAUCAUGUUUGAUAUCUACCAAUUAUGGAAAAGCUCUUAACUGCCUAAUCUGUUAUCCACAUCUAAAGACAAUGGAAAGGAUUGAUUCGGACCACUAUAAAAGCGGCAACAACUAGAACCCAUUUGCAGGAGCAUCUGAUAUUUCCCUUUUGGAGUCAUUUCACUACACCAAGGGACAAAGAUGAAGUGGUUGCUCAUUGCACUUGCUUGCAUUCAGCUCUCUGAAUGUUUAGUCAGAGUGAAACUAUUUAAGGGUAAAUCUGUCCGCAAUAUCUUGGCGGAACGUGGUUUACUCGAGGAUUUCCUGAAGAAACACCCAUACAAUCCCCUUUCCAAAUUCCGUGGACCAUCCCAGCAGGACUCAUCAGGUUCAACAGAGCCAUUAGUGAACUACCUGGAUCUGUCAUACUACGGAACAAUCAGCAUCGGGACUCCACCUCAGAGUUUCAUUGUAAUCUUUGAUACUGGCUCUUCAAACCUUUGGGUCCCAUCGGGUUACUGCUCUAGUCCAGCAUGCCGUGAUCAUCGCAAGUUUAAUCCACAAGCGUCCUCAACAUUUCGCCUUUCAAACAAGUACCUUUCUAUCCAAUAUGGUACAGGCAGCAUGACUGGUGUACUGGGAUAUGACACUGUCAGAGUAUCCAACAUUGAUAUCACCCACCAAGAAUUUGGUUUAAGCAUCACUGAGCCUGGCAGCUUUCUUUAUUAUGCUGAAUUUGAUGGAAUUCUGGGAUUGGGAUAUGCAGAUUAUGCCGUUGCAGGUGCCACAACUGUUUUCGAAAACAUGAUGUCUGAGCAUCUGGUGGAGCAAUUUAUGUUUGCUUUUUAUCUGACCAGACAGGAUGGUGAGUCAGGAAGUGAAGUUGUAUUUGGUGGAUUUGAUCCAAACCAUUACACAGGUAACAUUAACUGGGUUCCUGUCACUGUGGAAGGAUACUGGCAAAUCCUUGUGGACAGUGUGAAGGUCAACGGCCAGGUAGUGGCUUGUGAAAGCGGUUGUCAGGCCAUUGUCGAUACUGGCACCUCUCUGAUUAUUGGCCCUGUCUCACCGAUCCAGAAAAUUCAGCACGAGAUUGGUGCAGAAGCACAACUUUAUUCUGUGCUUGGUGUGAACUGUCGUAACCUGCCCACCAUGCCCUAUGUGACUUUCACCAUCAAUGGAAUUGAGUACCACCUUUCUCCUGACCAAUAUGUGCUCCAGAACAAUUACAAUGGCUACAAAUAUUGUGAAAGCGGAUUUAGCACGAUGGCUCUUUCUGAUUCUGAAGACCUCUGGAUUCUUGGAGAUGUCUUCAUUGGAGUCUACUAUUCCAUUUUUGAUCGAGGAAAUAACCGAAUGGGCUUUGCCCGGGCUGUCUAAUUUGUUCAUUCAUGGCUUUGUUUAAAUUGCUUCCUCGACCUCUCCCCGAUUGACAUUUACAAAUCUUCCCGACAUUCCUCACAUUUCCCAAACGCAACAGGCAUCAUGGUGGUACCAAUGAUUUCAAACAAUGUUAAUAAUUUACACAGAUGAAGAAGGUAUUUGAUUUUAAACCAAGCAACAUGCAGGCUGCCUGUUUGGCUCUGAAUCUAUUUAGUACUGUACUUUGCAAAAUAUUAUUGGAAAAAAUUAAUGGACAAUAUUAAAAUAUAAAUAUUAAAGUAUCAAAAAUGCA